Diceros bicornis minor is the source of this 722-nucleotide messenger RNA. RefSeq names its product crystallin beta B3 (gene CRYBB3). The transcript has 5 exons. Bases 87 to 722 code for a protein of 211 amino acids. The record is from RefSeq and is a predicted model, not a curated record. Gene Ontology annotation, biological process: lens development in camera-type eye; visual perception. NCBI's taxonomy places the organism in Eukaryota, Metazoa, Chordata, Mammalia, Perissodactyla, Rhinocerotidae. Gene Ontology annotation, molecular function: structural constituent of eye lens.
CUCCAAUCACAUCAACACCUGCUUUCUCCUGGGUGCACCUGGUGACUCAUUUUCCUUUGGUUGAAGCCGGAGGUGUUCCUGGGGAGAUGGCGGAGCAGCACGGAACGCCGGAGCAGGCUACAGCUGGCAAGAGCCAUGGCGGCCUUGUGGGCAACUACAAGGUGAUCGUGUACGAAAUGGAGAACUUCCAGGGCAAGCGGUGCGAGCUCUCGGCCGAGUGCCCCAACCUGACGGACAGCCUGCUGGAGAAGGUGGGCUCCAUCCAAGUGGAGUCGGGGCCGUGGCUGGCGUUCGAGUGCAGGGCCUUCCGUGGGGAGCAGUUCGUCCUGGAGAAGGGGGAUUACCCUCGCUGGGACGCCUGGUCCAACAGUCACCACAGUGACAGCCUCCUGUCCCUCCGGCCUCUGCACAUUGAUGGUCCGGACCACAAGCUGCAUCUGUUUGAAAACCCCGCUUUCAGUGGCCGCAAGAUGGAGAUAGUGGACGACGACGUGCCCAGCCUCUGGGCCCAUGGCUUCCAGGACCGUGUGGCGAGCAUCCGGGCCAUCAACGGGACGUGGGUUGGCUACGAGUUCCCCGGCUACCGCGGGCGCCAGUACGUGCUGGAGCGCGGCGAGUACCGCCACUGGAACGACUGGGACGCCAGCCAGCCGCAGCUGCAGUCCGUGCGCCGCAUCCGCGACCAGAAGUGGCACAAGCGGGGCUGCUUCCUCAGCAGCUGA